Molecule: messenger RNA, 621 nt
Organism: Lutzomyia longipalpis
Lineage: Eukaryota; Metazoa; Arthropoda; Insecta; Diptera; Psychodidae
Product: protein anon-73B1-like
Exons: 3
Coding region: 127-408 (93 amino acids)
Cellular component (GO): membrane
Source: RefSeq, a predicted model, not a curated record
UCCACCAGCUUAGAAACCUUUCAAAUGUGAAUCACUGAAAAACAACAAGGAGGCCCAGCUUUGUUUUUUCGAAGAAUUUCAUCAAAAUUUCCAGGAAAAUUCCACCAAAUUCAGGUUAGAAAAAACAUGGCGACAGUAGACGCAGAUUUCGCUCUUGGACCCUCAGAGGACUUCCUGAAUAAGGCCAUCCGCAUUGGAUUGUACUUAAGUGCCACAUUCCAGGUGAUUUGUCUCACGACAAUCAUCUUCCUUCCCUCAUCCUUCAUGAAGUGCUUCAAUGGAUGGGACGUCAAAAAUCGAAAGCUCGAUGAGAGCGAUGAUACGAGUUCUGAGCACUCAACGCCACAAAAUGAUCCCAAACAGCGGCAUCAUCAGCGGCGAAAGCAGGAAAAGAAGAAACGCAAAUAGUUUUCUUUCUUCUCUUUUCUUUUCUUUUUCUUCCUUUUCUGUGAUUUUUCUUUUUUUACUUUUGCUUUUCUACACUAAAAGGCAAGUUUGUGAUGUUUUUUUUGUAAUGAAUUUAUUGAUUAAAACACUGAUUAAAUGUCUGGAUGAAAGUAUUAUAAAACAAAACGAACAAUUCAACAAAAUAAAGUUCAAGAAUUUGUGGAAGAUCUGAAA